Molecule: messenger RNA, 978 nt
Organism: Lycium barbarum (goji berry)
Lineage: Eukaryota; Viridiplantae; Streptophyta; Magnoliopsida; Solanales; Solanaceae
Product: pectinesterase/pectinesterase inhibitor PPE8B-like
Exons: 3
Coding region: 1-978 (325 amino acids)
Biological process (GO): cell wall modification
Molecular function (GO): pectinesterase inhibitor activity; pectinesterase activity
Source: RefSeq, a predicted model, not a curated record
AUGAGAAAUGGAUGGAAAUAUACAGCAAUGUCUUUGUUGUUUAUUGCUGUCGUGAUUUUGUCAGCAAUGUUAUGUGCUGAAAGUCAGUUGACUGAAAAACCUAACGUGGUUGUUGCCCAAGACGGGUCCGGAGAUUUCCGGACAAUAGCUGAAGCAAUACUGACAGCACCCAAUCGUAGUGUUGAGCGACACUACAUCAAAAUUAGACAAGGGAUUUAUCGGGAAUAUAUUCAAGUUAAUAAAAAGAAGACCAACAUUGUCCUCAUUGGAGAAGGAAUGGAUACUACAAUAAUAACAGGAGUCCUUGGGAAUGGCUUCACAGCCCAAGACAUCACCUUUAGGAAUGAAGCUGGACCAGAAAAUCAUCAGGCGGUGGCAAUAAGAGUAGAAGCAAAUUUUGCCUCCUUCUACAGAUGUCGUUUCGAAGGGUAUCAAGACACUCUGUAUACAAAAAAAUAUCAUCAAUUCUACCGGGAUUGUGAAGUCUAUGGCACGAUUGACUUCAUUUGUGGUGAUGCGGUGACCCUGUUCCAGAACUGCUUAAUUGAAGUACGCGUUCCAUUGCCCAGGCAAUAUAACACAAUCAUAGCACAACAAAGAGAGUCUGAGGACGAUCCAACAGGAAUAGUGCUUCAAAAUUGCACUAUAAAGGCUACCCAAGGUUUGGAGAAAAUGAACAACGUCACGACAUACUUUGGUCGGCCCUGGGGUAAAUUAUCUAGGACAGUGGUCAUGGAAAGUUACGUUGACCACCUGAUAAAUCCUAGAGGAUGGAUUGAAUUUACAAAUAAAACCUUUGUUCGCCCAUUUUAUCUAGAGUACAAGAAUAGAGGACCGGGUGCUGUUACAAAGGAGCGUGUGAAAUGGGCAUCUGUUACCAGUGAUUCAAAUAUUGCGUCAAAUUUCACCGUCAGGAAUUUCAUGAAGGGUGACAAGUGGAUUCCAGCCAAUAUUCCACACUACUUAGAUUUGUCUUGA